Molecule: messenger RNA, 1662 nt
Organism: Spea bombifrons (plains spadefoot toad)
Lineage: Eukaryota; Metazoa; Chordata; Amphibia; Anura; Pelobatidae
Exons: 3
Coding region: 140-1408 (422 amino acids)
Source: RefSeq, a predicted model, not a curated record
UAACCUCCAGCAGCAAAACAGUUAACAGAAACAAUAAAAACAACCAAUAGGAACACAGCAACAAGUCAAUAAAAGUCUGCACAUCUUGGAACUCCUCCUCUUUCUUUGCUGCUUAACCUCCAGACACAUUUGGAGUGCAAUGGCCGAAGAAUCCCAAACUCAGAUGCCUGCCGCCGUUCAGGCUUGGCUCCGCUCUGCCCUGGCCGCGUCCCUCCCAGCUGCUCUCGAGGACUUCCAUUCUGCUCGUCCCUCAUCGCCUCUCGCUUCCCCUACUGGGGUGGAGGAUUCAGAAGCUGGCGGCUCUUCAUCUCCUCCGGCCACGGCGGCCUCCCAGAAGCGCACCUGGGGUGAGGAACCCUCCACAUCUGGGAAGGGGAAAGCCCCGUUAAAGAAGGCCCGCAGUUCGGCCCUCCCGCUGGUUUCCCCUAAUGACGACCUCACUGACUACGAGGUUAUUGACGAAUACUGCGCUGGCUCCUCUGGUCCGGUUUCCCCCAUGCGACACCAGGACUGCACUCCUGACCUUCCUAAGCUCCCUCUCAUCCCGUCCAACGCUCCUGAUCAGCCGUUUGAGGUCACGGAUGACCUGGGAACUCCGCUCUUCGACCCCAGGGCACUGCGCCACCCUCGCUCUUCGGAGUGGACUCCCUCGUCCCACAUUGCGGAGUUUUUGAGAUUUUGGAUGCGUCGCCCCCUGGACAAGGAGGUACGCCAACGGCUCCGUUCGGAAUGUCCUCGGCCCACAGUCCGGGAUAAAGUGCUGAACACGCCCGAAUUUGACCCAACUUUUGUGACUUUCUUGACCAAGACCGGCAAGGACCCUCGCAAGGGCAUUGAGUUGGGCCUACGCUCGGCUCAGGAUAAACUGUUGGACGUGUCGGGCCCCUUGACGCAAGUGUUUCAAAUGGCUGACGAGGCCAUUGUUGAUGGCUCUCCAUUGGAUCCCCACCUGGUCCGUGACUGGACUCAGAGAGCUUUAUGUUUGCUGGGAAACGCCAACUGUGCGAUAUCGUCUGAACGACGCAAGGCGGCCCUAUUUAAACUUGAUGCCAAGUUAGCCGAACUGGGCCCUAAGGAGCUGGGCGCGGACGCCAAGGGCUUGCUCUUCGGCGAAAGGUUCAUCAAAGACAUCAGCCAGCAUGUCAACCUGUUUACAUCGCUCAACAAGGCCCAGACCAACAUCAGACGCGUCUUUCGUACGGAGAGCCGUUUUUCCCCCAGAGCUGGUCGGCAGAGGGGUCGUGCCGCCAGCAGAACGGCCUCCUUUGGCUCUAGACCCCGUUUCCCGGACGCCUCCACCUCCUACCGUUCCCAGUCUCGGAUCCCUUUCUCCAGAGGUGUCUCCAGAGGCAGAGGCUACACGUCCACCAGAGGGAGAUCAGCUUCAGGUCGUCCUCCGGUUGUCUGAGGUGCUGACGCUGCUGUGGUCCUUUGCAGCGUGGUUUUGAGUUCCUGUGUUGUUCCUGACUGUCGGUUUAGCUCCUGCGCAAAGAAAGAGGAGGAGUUCCAAGAUGUGCAGACUUUUAUUGACUUGUUGCUGUGUUCCUAUUGGUUGUUUUUAUUGUUUCUGUUAACUGUUUUGCUGCUGGAGGUUAACAGUAAAGAAGGUUAAUGCAAAAUACUCGCCUCCUGUCUUUAAUAAAAUUUAGAUUAAUACUGCAC